AUGCUGGUCAGCGCUCUUCACAUCUCCGGGCACGAAUAUUUACAUGAAAGAUGCCACAGUCGAUUCCUUGGACUUGUCACCUCUGCAAUAUUCGAUCGUUUUCAUACCCUUGAUGACAUUCGUGGGCUAUGCAUUGCAGCUCUUUGGCAACCUGAUUUAAGCUGGAAAUUGAGUGGCUUAUGUAUUCGCAUGGCGACCGAGUUGAAUCUUCACCACGCGUUUUACGAAGCCUUUUAUAACCCCAAUGCCACUGAAGAUACUUGCAAGGAAAAUCUCGAGAAAGCUAGAUUGUGGUACCUCCUCUUUGUUCUGGAUCACCAAUCAAGCAUUGCCUAUGGUCGACCACCGGUGAUGGCUGAGCUAAGGCCGAUCAAAGACUUCGAAGUCCUUCUUAACUCGCCAUGGUGCACGCCAUCAGAUCAGGCACUCAUCGCUCAGGUUACUGGACUAGUGAUCAUGAGUAAAGCUUUCCAGAAUUUUGGUCUUGAGCCUAAAAGAACAAUGGGUAGUGACGAUGCAUCUGUGUUGAACCAUUUUAGGUUCACUGAAGAUUCACGCGUGUGGAAAGACCGCUGGGGUCAUUUGAGGAUGAUCAAUUCGCUAGGAGGCGGCAUUGACCUGCACUACUAUUUCAGCGAGCUGGUAUUGCACUCAUUGGUUCUAAGAGGACGUCCACUGGAGACCCUUCAUGAUCUCCCUACAAGCCUUCGGCCCCUAACGCUUCGGGCAAUUGAGGCGGCUCAUCUGCUUCUCGAGCAUUUUAUCGAGGAGCCAGGGUAUCGCGAGGGAAUUGUAGGAAUGCCACUCUAUAUGCAUUCCAUGAUCGCCUUUGCCGUCGUCUUCCUGAUGAAAAUGUCACGUCGCUGGCAGAUAAUCGGCAUAACAAUAGACCCGGUUCGGCGAACAAGACCUUUGAUCGAAGGCAUAAUCAAGUUACUGCGAGACUGCAAGGCUGGCGCCGGCCAUAUGGUUUUCAGCAUGGCAAAUGGAUUCGAGCGAAUGCUUAAACAGACAAACCCAAAAUCCAGAAAAGGAAUGACGGAUCAGACCCCACGAGCAAAAUACCCGGUUAAUUCAUGGUCAGAUAGACCGAGUGAUGAGCAAAGGGACUUUCCUGAAAUACCAGCUUACGCUCUUGGGAAUCAUCCAGUUGAGACCGGCAUUCAAUUUAAUAGAAGCCCUGAAUAUAAUAUUCAACUAACGCCAGACGUUUCUCCUUACAACAACUGGGGCUUUCAAGACGAAGAACUAUGGAGUUUUGGCAUGGGGUACGAUCUUCUUGCCCCUGGGGGGUGA
Molecule: messenger RNA, 1296 nt
Organism: Penicillium manginii
Lineage: Eukaryota; Fungi; Ascomycota; Eurotiomycetes; Eurotiales; Aspergillaceae
Product: fungal specific transcription factor domain-containing protein
Exons: 1
Coding region: 1-1296 (431 amino acids)
Biological process (GO): regulation of DNA-templated transcription; DNA-templated transcription
Cellular component (GO): nucleus
Molecular function (GO): transcription cis-regulatory region binding; DNA-binding transcription factor activity, RNA polymerase II-specific; zinc ion binding
Source: RefSeq, a predicted model, not a curated record